Molecule: messenger RNA, 5067 nt
Organism: Heterocephalus glaber (naked mole-rat)
Lineage: Eukaryota; Metazoa; Chordata; Mammalia; Rodentia; Bathyergidae
Gene: Synpo2l
Product: synaptopodin 2 like
Biological process (GO): positive regulation of actin filament bundle assembly
Cellular component (GO): actin cytoskeleton; nucleus; Z disc
Molecular function (GO): actin binding
Source: RefSeq, a predicted model, not a curated record
AGCAGGAGCAGGACAGCCAGACAGGCAGGCAGGCCAGACGGGGUACCAGCACCUCGACUUCUCUCCCUGGGACACUGUCCAAACUUCAGGGGCCAUAGGCCAAGCUGAGCAAUGGGUGCUGAGGAGGAAGUCCUGGUCACACUAUCAGGGGGAGCCCCCUGGGGCUUCCGACUUCAGGGGGGGGCCGAACAGAGGAAACCCUUACAGGUGUCCAAGAUCCGAAGAAGGAGCCAGGCUGGCAGAGCAGGACUCCGAGAGAGGGACCACCUCUUGGCGAUCAAUGGGGUUUCUUGUACCAGCCUCUCUCAUGCCAGUGCCAUGAGCCUCAUCGAUGCCUCAGGGAAUCAGCUUGUCCUCACUGUGUGGCGGGCAGCAGAGGAAGGGCCUGUGAGAUCUUCAUCCCCUGGGGAGCUUCAGGCACUGUCACCCCUAUCUCCACUGAGUCCUGAGCCUCCUGGUGCUCCGGUAUCCCAGCCCCUUCAGCCUGGGAGCCUUCGAUCACCCCCUGACAGUGAGGCUUACUAUGGAGAGACAGACAGUGAUGUGGAUGGCUCUGCCACUCAGGAGAAGCCCCGCCGACCCCGCCGCCGAGGCCCCACAAGGCCCACACCUCCAGGAGCCCCACCAGAUGAGGUCUACCUGUCUGACAGCCCUGCAGAGCCAGCACCUGCCAUCCCUGGGCCUCCCAGCCAGGCUGACAGCCGUGUGAGCUCCCCAUCUUGGGAGGAAGGAGCAGCCCUUCAGCCGCUCCCGGCCGAGGCACUGCUGUUACCCCAUGGUCCACUCCGGCCUGGUCCUAAUCUCAUCCCUAUGGUGGGACCUGUUCCCCACCCAGUGGCAGAAGAUCUUACUACUACCUACACCCAGAAGGCCAAGCAAGCCAAACUGCAACGGGCAGAGAGCCUCCAAGAGAAGAGUGUAAAGGAAGCAAAGACCAAAUGCAGGACCAUUGCAUCCCUGUUAACUGCAGCCCCCAACCCCCACUCCAAGGGUGUGCUUAUGUUUAAGAAACGGCGGCAGAGAGCUAAGAAGUACACCCUAGUGAGCUUCGGGGCUGCAGCUGGGACAGGCACCGAGGAGGAGGACGGAGUUCCCCCAACGAGUGAGUCCGAGUUGGACGAAGAGGGCUUUUCCGACGCGCGCAGCCUCACCAAUCAGUCUGACUGGGACAGCCCCUAUCUGGACAUGGAGCUGGCCAGGGUGGGCUCGGGCACAGCAGAGGGCCAGGGCGGGCAACUGAGCGAGGUCUCCGGGCGAGGAGUCCAGCUCUUUGAACAGCAGCGCCAGCGCGCAGCCUCCAGCACCCACGAGUCGGCUCCGGUGGGCCAGGCAGUGGUGCUCAAUGGUCAGGGUCUGCAGUCACCACCCCGAGCCCAAAGUGCUCCCCCGGAGGCAGCUGUGCUCCCACCCAGUCCUUUGCCGGCCCCUCUAGCCAGCCCCACACCGUUCCUCCCAGGUGGUGGAGCCCCUUCCCCAGCUCUGAGCGUAUUUAACAGGUCAGCUAGACCCUUCACCCCGGGCUUACAAGGGCAGCGGCCAGGUACCACCUCGGUGAUUUUCAGACCUCUAGCCCCCAAGAGGGCGAACGAGAACCUCGGGGGCCUCGGCCCGGCUCCAGCCCCCUUCGUGUCCGCCCCACCCCCCUUCGUGUUCUCUCCGCAGGAGCCCACGCCUCUGCAGAGCUUCACCACAGGGGUUUCCAGCCAUGUGCCUUCCCCUAGUUCCCCCAGCACCCCGCGGUCCUCAGGCCCUGUUACGGCCACCAGCUCCCUGUUCAUCCCAGCCCCGAGUCGCCCCGUUACUCCGGGCGGAGCCCCAGAGCCCUCCGCUCCUCCUGGUGCAGCUGCCAUGACCUCCACCGCCUCUAUCUUUCUCUCGUCGCCCCUGCGACCCUCUGCGCCCCCCGAGGCGCCUGCUCCAGACCCCGCGGCCCCCGACCCCCCCAGCGCUCGCGAGCAGCGCAUCUCUGUGCCAGCUGCGCGCACUGGCAUCCUGCAGGAGGCCCGUCGCCGCGGGACCAGGAAGCAGAUGUUCCGUCAGGGAAAGGAGGAGCCCAAGAACUCGCCCAACCCCGAGUUGCUGUCGCUAGUGCAGAACCUAGAUGAAAAACCUCGGGCCGGGGUUGCUGAGUCUGGUCCAGAGGAGGACGCUUUGAGCCUCGGAGCUGAAGCUUGCAAUUUCAUGCAGCCACCAGGGGGCAGGAGUUACAAGACGCUGCCUCGCGCGACACCUAAAACCCCGCCUCCAAUGGCUCCCAAGACCCCGACCCCUAUGGCUCCUAAGACUCCACCCCCAGUGGCUCCUAAACCAGCAUCCCGAGGGCUCCUUGAUGGGGUAGUGAAUGGGGCGACCCCUUCGCCUGGAAUCCCUGAGCCGCCAAGGCUGCAGGGGAGGGGUGGGGAGCUGUUUGCCAAGCGGCAGAGCCGUGCCGACAGGUAUGUGGUGGAAACGACACCGGGUCCUGGCCCUCGGCCCAGAAGUCCUUCUCCUACCCCCUCACUGCCCCCUUCCUGGAAAUAUUCACCCAACAUCCGAGCCCCACCUCCAAUUGCUUACAACCCACUACUCUCACCCUUUUUCCCCCAGGCUGCCCGAACCCUCCCUAACAAGGCCCAAUCCCAAGGGCCUCGGGCAGCCCCCAAGCAGGGCAUCAAGGCUCUGGAUUUCAUGCGACAUCAACCCUACCAACUCAAAACGGCCAUGUUCUGUUUUGACGAGGUUCCUCCAACUCCUGGCCCCGCCUCCUCAGGGCCCCCCCAAACUGCCCGAGUCCAGGAGAUCCGUCGAUUUUCCACUCCAGCGCCCCAGCCCACGGCAGAGCCCCUAGCUCCCACUGUACUUGCCCCCCGAGCAGCCACCUCACUGGAUGAACCCAUCUGGAGGGCAGAACUGGCCUCAGCCCCUGUCUCCAGCCCUGCCCCUCCUCAAGAGUCUCCCAGAGGCUUUGGGGCCAUCCCCAGCUCCUGUGGUUUCCAGGUAGCCAGGCCCCGAUUCUCAGCCACCAGAACAGGAUUACAGGCUCAUGUGUGGAGGCCUGGGGCAGGGCACCGGUGAGCAAGGAAUGGGUCCCAGGACCAAGGAGAACUGGAACAUCCAGUCUCCAAAACUGCUUCUCCUGUCCUAAGCUACCCCACCUCUCCCAGGCUUCUGGAGGCUAAAGUCACUCCUGCCAGAGACAGUUUUGAUGUUAAUGUGUCAUCACCCAGCUUCCUUCUCAGUCCCCACCUCCCUGGAGCUUUCCAACCUAUUAUCCCUACUUUGGUAUUUCCUUGCCUGGAUCUGUCUACAUUUCCUGGUCUCUCUACCUGUAUGCCUCUACAGGUCUCUUUACUCUUGUGUUUUUCUCUGUGAGCCUCAUUUUAAUGUUCAGUAAGAAGCACACAGAGUAGAAGUAACCACUGGGACCUUAGGCUAGAAGCUCACCACCAGGAAGACAGCAAAAACAUGGAACUGAUCCCUGUUUGCACUAACCUUCUCCCUACUCUUCACUCUGCUUUCCCAGGAUUACCUGGCAUAUACCUAGGGUGUGUAUGCCUAGGGUGUGUAUGUGUGCAGACAAGUAUGAGCAAGUGUGUGUGAUCAGGAUCUGAUCUGGAAAGUAAUCAUAUGUGCUCCUCUGUUUGAGGCAAGAGUAAUAGGAGAAGUAUAAAGACCCCAUCUGAGUCUUAACUUUACACUGGUAGAAGGAUUAGAUACCCACACAGGGAGUCUAGCAGGAGAAAAGGGUUCCCUGGAGAACAGCUCCUUAGAGAGCAGUGUCUAGCAGGUGCACAGCACAUGACAAGACUGGGACAGUUUGCAUGGGCUAAGUUACACCACCUAUACCAGCAAUAGAACUAAGAAUUAUUUAAAUCCUCUGGAUUUCAGAAAGUUAGCAAAUAGAGCUCUGUGCUGAGCAACCCAAUAUCAAGGAUGUCAGAAAAAAAAGAAAAAGAAAAUUUCUUGUGAUAAUGAAUAAAUUAUUGGCUUCAUUCCUUUAGGAACCUAAGACAGAAAAGAGGGAAGCAAGCCUGGGUGAGGAGAGUGAGACAGAAAGCAGGAGUGGAGCAGAAAUGGGUGAAAGUGACGAAGCAUGGUGAGGGAGAGGGCAGUGUUGGCAGAGUAAGGUUGGUUAACCAAAAACCAACUGUGUGAGGAGGGGGAUUGGGAAAAAAUCUGAGGGACAAAAAUGUAUUUGUCAGAGUUAAGGGGGAUGAUGGUGGGAGGGGAGCGUGAGGGUGUGUGCUGAGUGUAGAAAGAAGAGUUGGUGUCUGUGCUACUUCCUGUGAGUCCAUCCUUCAGUUUGUCUUCUGCAGCUUGUCCUGGCUAUCUGGGAAAGGCCAGGGAAGCACCCAGAGCCAAAACCUUCCCAGUCCUACCCCAUCCCUCAAAACCCUAGCUCUUGUUCCUUUUCAGCUACAGGUCCUGGUUUCUGAUUCUAGGAGGGGAUGGACUCCCUUUUCACCAAGACCAUCACCAGCCAUAUUUGCUGUUUGAUCUGGAAAGUAAUCAUUUCCUUUGCAUUUUGGGUGUGAGUCACAGCUCUUUGAUUUGUGCACAAGAAUAAACUUAUGCCCCAUACCUUUUGUUGCUGUCAUCUCUUCUGGUUUUAUACCCCAUCCUGAUCUCUCCUUGGUCUUCUCUAACUCAUUAAUUAUCCUAAUCUGAUUCCCAAUCUCAGUCUCCAUUCCCACCCUCCCAUUUUCCACCCUUUGCCCUUCAUCCUCAACUAUUUUGCUGUUCUCUACCAAUUCCAUCCUGCUUCAAUUUCACUACCUCCACCACUCCUCCUAGUUUCGUCUCCCAGCAGUCUCCACCCAGAGUCUCCCCCUCUCUCUUCACUGCUCCUUACUUUCCAGGGAAGGCUCAUCUUACAGAACUGAGAGAAGUUAAAAGGCCCUUUAAUUCCUUUGCUAUCAAUACUUCCUAGCUCCCUGGAGGAAGCAACCAUGUUAAACAUUCUCUGAGACUUAAGUGAAUAGAAAGCAAUGACUGGAGGUGAAGGUUGGAAUGGAAGAUGGAAUAAAACGUGGGCACCAUGGGCUGGGGAUUUAGCUCAGUGGCACCGAGCCUGCCUUGCAAGAGCAA